Molecule: messenger RNA, 1426 nt
Organism: Radiomyces spectabilis
Lineage: Eukaryota; Fungi; Mucoromycota; Mucoromycetes; Mucorales; Radiomycetaceae
Exons: 2
Coding region: 327-1295 (322 amino acids)
Cellular component (GO): plasma membrane
Source: RefSeq, a predicted model, not a curated record
UCUAUAUAUUUUGCCUCCUAGGUGCAAAAUGUUGUCCUCGUCAUUUUCUUCUCUAUUUCUAUUGUUGUCUCUGUAGGCCUUCAUCCCUUGGAGUGCAAUACAGUAAAUUCAUUUAUCUUUUAUUUUAUUUUUUACUCAAAGAGAUAUACCGGCAAUGAGAUUGACGGUUCAUUCAUCAAUAUUCCUGAUCUUCUUACUGCUGUGUGUGGCAGCCCGGGCAACGCCUGUGAAUCAUAAUAUCAAAAGAGAUGAACCCGUCAGCAAUUGGAAUAAACCGUCCUGCGACAAGAAUGAUAACAAUAAAAGAGACGUGGUCAUGUUAACCAAUGAUAAAAGUGGCGAUGACUGUGUCGUUACAACCACCACCACCACACCAACAGCUACAGCAACAGCAAAACCUACCAGUCACAGCACACCUACCAGCUUACCAGCAUCAGACGAUCCAGGUAUCACAUCAACAGUUUCAUGAACCUUUAUAUUUACCGCAAAGCGUAUUUGCUGACGUUUCUUUUCCAGCGGUUAUCUAUGGCGGUCGUGGGGUCACUCCUCAGAUGGGAGUUGCUGGAGCUAUUUUUAUUAUCCUGGGCAUUUACUUGAUGGUCUUUGGGUUCCGGGCAUUCCGUCCCACGUUGGGUGUUUGUGGAUUCAUCACUUUUGGUAUCGUCACAUGGGUUGGAAUGGCGAAUAGCCAACCUGCCAAUGGAUAUAUCAAUGAACCCAUCACCUUGAUUGCUGUGCCGGCAGGGUUGGGCGUGCUGGGCGCCAUUUUAUACGUCUUCUUUUGGAACGUGUCAAUUUACCUCGUUGGCGGUCUUGGCGGGCUUGCGUUGGCUCUUUACAUCUGCUGCUGGAAGGAAAACUUAUUGAUCGUUCAAGAGGUGGCUCGAGCGUGUUUCCUCGUUGCGUUGCCCUUUUUUAUGGCCUGCAUUACCUUUUUCGUCGAACGCUAUGUCAUUCUAUUCAGCACGUCCUUCGUAGGCGCCUACAUCUUCAUUCUUGGCGUUGAUUUCCUUGCUCACACUGGGUAUCUGGCGGGGAUUCGCUCUAUACUGGACCGAAACCCGUUGCACCGCGUUCGCUACACUAUUACACGUACGGUGAUUGCCAUGUUGGCAGUUACUAUUGUCCUUUUCCUGAUUUCACUGGCCUGGCAAUACCUUUACAACCGGAAUAGACACUUUGGUGUUAAUAUUGUACCAGUCAAGGCAGCUCCCCCGCCAGCUGCAGAAGAGGCCGGCGAAGCUGAAGCACCACCAGCUGAAGGCGCUGGAGAAGGAGAACCACCGAAAGCAUAAACAUUCGGUUCUUAUUAUUUUGCAUCGUAAGCGAUGGCACAGUACUUUUCCAUCCUCAAUUCAUAUCAUCCCGUGUAUUUGACCACUGUAUGCCCCCCAAAUAAACAAAAAUUUAGUUUCAUCAUUCGAAA